AUGCAAAUUUUUAAGAAUAGGUAUUUGUGUGAAUAUAUUCUUAAUAGAAGAGAUUUAAAGCUGAAGGGACGAAACGGGGGCAGCAGGGAAGCCAAGAAAAGGAGAAGAGAGAAAGAGGAAAAGGGAAAAGUGGGCAUAAGUAAAAGGAAAAUAGCUAUAAAAAAAAGUGGCUCAAAACAUAGCAGAUUAUAA
Plasmodium fragile is the source of this 192-nucleotide messenger RNA. RefSeq lists its product as uncharacterized. The coding region runs from base 1 to 192 and encodes 63 amino acids. The record is from RefSeq and is a predicted model, not a curated record. Lineage: Eukaryota; Apicomplexa; Aconoidasida; Haemosporida; Plasmodiidae. The transcript has a single exon.